Molecule: messenger RNA, 1620 nt
Organism: Penicillium taxi
Lineage: Eukaryota; Fungi; Ascomycota; Eurotiomycetes; Eurotiales; Aspergillaceae
Product: putative MFS myo-inositol transporter
Exons: 3
Coding region: 1-1620 (539 amino acids)
Biological process (GO): transmembrane transport
Cellular component (GO): membrane
Molecular function (GO): myo-inositol:proton symporter activity
Source: RefSeq, a predicted model, not a curated record
AUGAAUACAAGAGAGGAGUCCGAUCAGCCUGGUCCAAACGCUCCUCUGCUCGCUCCGACCGAAGCCUUUUCCGACCAUGACAACAAUGACGAGACAACAACCUCCGAGCUCAGCUACUCCGGUGGAUGGUUCAUAUGGACCCUGACAUUCUCAGCCGGUAUAAGUGGUCUCUUAUUUGGCUAUGACACCGGUGUCAUAUCCUCCACCCUUGUGACCAUUGGCUCUGAUCUCUCCAAUCGACCGUUGACAACCCUCGAUGAAAGCUUGAUCACAUCAUCCACCAGCUUAUUUGCCUUGAUUGCUAGCCCAUUCACCGGAGUUCUGGCCGAUAAAUACGGGCGGCGCAUGGUCAUUGUCGUGGCGGAUGCCCUAUUUGCGAUUGGAGCAUUGACCCAAGCGUCUACAAGUAAUAUAUGGGGUAUGAUAGCUGGUCGCAGCAUUGUUGGCCUUGCGGUUGGCAGUGCGAGUGCUGUAGCUCCAUUGUAUAUAUCCGAAUUAGCACCAUCGCAUGCCCGAGGACAGCUCGUUACAAUCCUAAGUCUGCUCAUAACUGGAGGGCAAGUGGUCGCGUACAUAAUUGGCUGGCUAUUUUCCCAGACUGCUGGAGGCUGGCGCUGGAUCGUUGGCCUUGGUGCGGUCCCGGCAUUCCUCCAGUUUGCAGUUCUUGUAGGUUUGCCGGAAACACCUCGAUGGCUCAUGCAGGUCGGACGUGACUCCGAGGCUGUCGCGGUCCUGACUCAAAUCUAUAAGGACUGUCCCGAGUGUGACCGUGUGGCGCAUCAAGUCCUGCGAGAUAUUCGAAGGGAAAUGUCGCAAGAGGCGGUCGAAUUGGACCAAACCAAAGUGUCAGACGCAAUACCACUCUGGUUACAGGAUACCUCUCAGCGUGCCUCGGAUUUGUUCCACAAUGGGGGCAAUCGGAGAGCCUUGACCAUAGCAAUGAUGCUACAAGGGCUACAGCAACUAUGUGGUUUUAACAGCCUGAUGUAUUUUUCCGGGAUCAUCUUCACAGCACUCUCAUUCUCUUCACCAACUCUAGUAUCUCUAACUAUUGCAGUUACAAACUUUUUCUUCACUCUUGUGGCGUUCGCACUAAUUGAUAGAAUUGGGCGACGCCGCAUAUUACUCUAUUCGAUUCCAGUCAUGAUACUUGCAUUAAUCCUAUGUGCGGUCGCCUUCUCAUCAGUGGAAGUAUCUUGGGGAUCUCCAUCUGUGAACUCGCGGGAUGGUACAGACCGUCAAAGCCUACUUUAUCCACUGCUUAUUCUUGCUUGCCUCACUGUCUACGUUGCAGCUUAUGCAUUUGGACUCGGAAACGUACCUUGGCAGCAGUCAGAACUCUUCCCUCUGAACGUUCGCUCUUUGGGGUCUGGACUUGCGACUGCUACAAAUUGGGGAUGUAAUUUUAUCGUGGGACUGACAUUCCUUCCUAUGAUGCAGUGGAUGUCUCCCACGUGGACUUUUGUUGUGUACGCAGCAGUUUGUGUGGUUGGCUGGGUUGUUGUUCGAGCAAUUUACCCCGAGAUGAGUGGACUUAGUCUGGAAGAAGUGAAAGAUUUACUAGCCGAUGGCUGGGGAGUGGAAAAUAGCCAACAACGAAGAGAUGAGUCGCAUAUUUAG